Molecule: messenger RNA, 1351 nt
Organism: Podarcis lilfordi (Lilford's wall lizard)
Lineage: Eukaryota; Metazoa; Chordata; Lepidosauria; Squamata; Lacertidae
Source: the annotation of a GenBank genome assembly
AUGCAGAGAAAGAACCAGAAAGCAGUUAAAAAAACAACAAUUACUGGAAUAACAGUCACAACAGAAUGGAAUGCUUCGUAUAUGACUCACAGGACUCACAGUCAGCCAAUCACGUGGGAGCUGCUGCCAAAGGAAAAACUCCAUGUUAAAAGUACGCAGUAAUUUAACAUACAGUAUACUUGAAUCCCUUCGACGGGAUGAGGUCCCGUUACUCGGUCCCUGCUCCUGCCAACCUAGCAGUUCGAAAGCACGUCAAAGUGCAAGUAAAUAAAUAGGUACCACUCCGGCGGGAAGGUAAACAGCAUUUCCGUGCGCUGCUCUGGUUCACCAGAAGUGGCUUAGUAAUGCUGACCACAUAACCUGGAAGCUGUACGCCGGCUGCCUCAGCCAAUAAAGCGAGAUGAGCGCCACAACCCCAGAGUCAUCCGCUACUGGACCUAAUGGUCAGGGGUCCCUUUACCUUUACCUUUUUAUGCUUUUGUAGUAGAACUUUCUUCCAUAUCUAUCCCCCACAUGUACUCAGUGCCUUCCCCAAAUCUGCACCAGAGUUCAGUGUUCACACAUUACAGUGAACUCAGGUACAAGCUGUCUCUACACAUGUACAAGAGCUCAUGUGAAAAAUUGUGCACUUGUUCAUUUACAUUGUGCACACAAGUGCACAGCCUAUAUGCUCACUAAACAUUGCAUGUGUAUUACUGUACAUGUGUACAACUCAACUAUUGUGUACAUAGAUACACAUACUGUAUGUUGUUAAAUGUAAUGGGUGAACACUUCUUAUAUGUGUUUUCAAUGGUGGUUUAAAACUCCAUAAGGAGGGACAGUUACCAAUCAAGGCAUUACCUCCAUUUUAGCCCCUCCCAGGAGAAUGUAUUCUGUGUAUUGAUUGGGGCAGAAGAUGAAAUAUUGAACCACUAGCUUUCUGUUGGUAAAAGUCAAAGAGAAUAUAAAUGUCCAAUCAUGUUGUUUUGAUUGACAGAGACAUAAACCAAUUGGAAUUUUCUUUCUUUUUUAAAUCUUCCCAGUGGGGUAUUUUUAUCCAGUUGAAUUCCAUGCAUCUGAAAAUAAAAUUCUAUACAGCAAGAGUUUUGUAAAAGUGGAAUGUUUACAGUAUAUUUCCCCAGGUUCCACAACAAUUUGCUAUUGCCUUAAUAUAAAUGGGAGAGUGUAGCAUUUGAUAGAUGGCUGAAUAGAUGACACAGUUUGAUAGAUCCUUGUUGGCCAGCUUCUUGGAAAGUUUAAAUUUGAUAAAACUUCCUUCAAACUCUUUCCAGCCCUACAAGAGCCCAAAAGGAUGAUAUUCACAAGUACAAUUGGAUUCCAGCUGGUAACAAAAGAACUAAAUCAGAAUUGA